Messenger RNA from Chinchilla lanigera (long-tailed chinchilla), 833 nucleotides. RefSeq names its product cytochrome c oxidase assembly protein COX19. The transcript has 3 exons. NCBI's taxonomy places the organism in Eukaryota, Metazoa, Chordata, Mammalia, Rodentia, Chinchillidae. Bases 65 to 343 code for a protein of 92 amino acids. Gene Ontology annotation, biological process: mitochondrial respiratory chain complex IV assembly. Gene Ontology annotation, cellular component: mitochondrial intermembrane space. The record is from RefSeq and is a predicted model, not a curated record.
UCGGAGCUCAGCCGGCCGCCCUGCGUACGCCGCAAGUCGCGCUCUGUCUCCCGGCGCUACAGUCAUGUCGACCGCUAUGAACUUCGGGACCAAGAGCUUCCAGCCUCGGCCGCCAGACAAGGGCAGCUUCCCACUGGAUCACUUCGGUGAAUGUAAAAGCUUUAAAGAGAAAUUCAUGAAGUGUCUCCGGGACAAUAAUUUUGAAAAUGCUCUAUGCAGAAGUGAAUCAAAAGAAUAUUUAGAGUGCAGAAUGGAAAGGCAACUGAUGGCUCGAGAACCGCUGGGAAAACUGGGAUUUGGAGAUUUGGUAGAUGGACAAUCAGAGGCUAAGAGUAAAUUUUGAUGGAUGAGGAGCACUAGCCAUCAGGAGGCACUAUGCGGAGGGCUGUGGUCCGUUCAAAUUUGCCCUGAAGCUGCGUGGAGGUGCCUCCCUGUGUGUGUGGCUCAUAACCAGGGACCUGGCUUGACUUCUGAAGCUCCCAAAUCAUUUUCAUUAAUUGCUGUUCUUUUUAAAUUCUUAUUUUCCUACAAGGGAGUAGUUUAAUCUGUCAAUCCGCAUGCAGCACAGGGUCCCCAGGAAGCGUGCAGCAGGAGGGAAGAGCUCUGGAGUGAUGUCCUGUCUCGGGCACCUUCACACUGCACUGCUUAAGCAGCUUUUCCUAGGACCCACUCACUGCAGAUUUCAGUCUGUUAUAUGCACAGAUCAUCAGAGAAUAACCAGUCCCUAGCAGAACACUUCCUUUUUUUAUGCAUAGAUAUGCAGGUCAUUUUGGGGUUUUCCCCCCCCCUUUUUCUUUACAAAUCUAGAACACAAAAUAAGAAGUGAGAAGUUA